AUGUCUCGCGCGCGCAUCGUCCGCAGCGCGCUCUCGACAAAGCCGCAGCCUGGCGGCGGGCUCGGUACUUUUACGCUGCCGUGCCGCAAGAUGGUCAUUGAAUACUGCGAAAAGAGCGCGGCCAGCAAAGGCACGAGGGACUUUUUGCUGAACCAGCUCGCGCCGCUUGCGCGUGCACACCCCUCGGUCGAGUUUGUCGUCCAGCCACGCCCGCAGCGUGCACCGCUCCUGCGUGGAUUCUACUUGAACGGCCGCACGAAAGAAAUGUCGACGCACAACCUCCCGGCGACGCAGAUCGGGCCCAAGGCGCAGCAGAUCCUCGACUCGAGCGGCAAGAAGACGCAUGGGCUCAAGCGCAACACGGUCGAGUCCUCGAGCGAGUCGGCACGCGGCAUUUGGAGUCCGCUGCACGAUGAUCCCCGCGAACUUUAG
Molecule: messenger RNA, 432 nt
Organism: Malassezia japonica
Lineage: Eukaryota; Fungi; Basidiomycota; Malasseziomycetes; Malasseziales; Malasseziaceae
Gene: MRPL51
Product: 39S ribosomal protein L51, mitochondrial
Exons: 2
Coding region: 1-432 (143 amino acids)
Biological process (GO): mitochondrial translation
Cellular component (GO): mitochondrial large ribosomal subunit
Molecular function (GO): structural constituent of ribosome
Source: RefSeq, a predicted model, not a curated record